AUGAGGUUGGAGGCUUGGGUGGGCAGGGAGCAGGAGUUGAUGAAACAAAUAACUUGCCCUUAUUUUUUUUACAGAUUUCUUCUUCUCCUCUCCGGCGUUCAGGUUUCGGGAUCUGUGAAGGGCUGUGGAGGAGAUGGGAGGAUCUGUGGCCAACAGAUUUCAAAACCCAACAUUGAGAAACCUGUCGGGCAAAGCCCCGAAUCUCUAACCGAGUUUAAACAGCUCAACAACAAACUGCGGGAGACGGGCUCGGUCGCUACCAACUUCAUUCGCUUCAUUGGGCUGACCGACAGCAAGAGUCUAGACAGGAGUUGCUGCAAUAAUGGUGGAACAUGUAUCCUGGGAAGCUUCUGUGCGUGCCCGCCACCUUUCGUUGGCAGAUACUGUGAGAGGGAUGAACGUCUCAAAAUGUGUGACAAAACUCCAGAAAACGAAUGGGUGUUAAAGCAAUGUACCUGGUGUAAAUGCGGCAAUGGAAGAUUUCAAUGCGCAAAACACUUGGGAAGGAUUGAGAAAUGUGAUCCAGGCCAAGAAGAUGAUUUCUUUAACAGCUAUAGUGUAUUGAUUGGUGGUGGCUCCAGGCUAGUGGUAACGCUGUACUUGCUAUUGUCUGCAUUGUGCUUUGUUGUAAUAGUUGAGCUAUGAUUUUAUGGACUGUGCGAGAUGUAUUUAAAUUUUGUAAACUACCUAUGGAGGGCUGCUAUUACUGCUGUAAUUUGCCUUUUUUGCGGAGUCUGGAUCUCCUCCAGUAUUUGGCUCCACUGAUUAUCCACAAAAGAAUAUAAUUGAAGCACCGUUUGAAAACGCACCACUGUAUAGUUACAGGCCCAAGGAAAGUACAACAUAUGAAUUAAUACUUCCAGUCAGGACUUUUUUUUCAAAAAUUGCAUUUUUAAUAUUUUUUCUCACUUCCCAACAUCUUGGUGAUUACCAGCCUAGUUUUCAGAUGGUCAACCUGAUAAAUAAAAGGAACCUGGAAUAACAUUGGACACAUCUUGGAUGCAAUGCAAUUUUUUUGUGCAUCUGUGUCUCUUAUUUGUGCAAUUGUCAUACAAGUUUUCUUUAUUGAUAUGCCUGAGUCUAAUGUCUAAUUUUAUUUUCUUAGCGAUUGGUAGUCUGAUUUUCAUAUGUGCAGCUGUUCUUAUAGUGUGACAGCUAUAGCCCAUGACUCCUUGAUCCUUGACUUCAUUGAAUCCUUCAUUACAAUGGAUUGCAGGGGUCUAUAGACCCACAUGUGGACAAUCGGGUUGACAAUCUCUAUUAAUAUCAUAAGAUCACAACUGCUUUCAUUGUACUUUGAUACAUUGUUUGUCUGUAAAGCCAGAUUAACAGUUAAAGUAUA
Amblyraja radiata (thorny skate) is the source of this 1342-nucleotide messenger RNA. RefSeq names its product cryptic protein-like. The transcript has 6 exons. NCBI's taxonomy places the organism in Eukaryota, Metazoa, Chordata, Chondrichthyes, Rajiformes, Rajidae. The coding region runs from base 1 to 645 and encodes 214 amino acids. The record is from RefSeq and is a predicted model, not a curated record.